This is a messenger RNA of Seriola dumerili (greater amberjack), 3420 nucleotides long. RefSeq names its product semaphorin 3D (gene sema3d). Gene Ontology annotation, biological process: negative chemotaxis; negative regulation of axon extension involved in axon guidance; neural crest cell migration. Lineage: Eukaryota; Metazoa; Chordata; Actinopteri; Carangiformes; Carangidae. Gene Ontology annotation, molecular function: semaphorin receptor binding; chemorepellent activity. The record is from RefSeq and is a predicted model, not a curated record. The transcript is spliced from 19 exons. Bases 253 to 2667 code for a protein of 804 amino acids.
UGUGCACGUGUCAUACUUUUAACUGCGUUUCUUUGUGCGUCGGGCAACUUUCAGUGAGACGUGGGCAUGUGUUGCAUGUGAGAGCAGACGAAGUUGAGUGCGCAGAUUUAAGGGUGACACAAAAGGAAAUCCAGUGACAAGCAACAGCUGAUGUAGGACGGGUAAAGAGAGGGGACAUGCCUGGAGGGCUCCAUGGUGAAACGGUUGCUGAAAAGGACAGAGUGAAAACGGAACAAGACCACUCCACACACCAUGAAGAAAGAGCGCUCUGAUGAUCAGAGUAUAAAUGAAGUUGGGGCUCUGUUCAGCAUGUCUGGCAGUAAUUAUGACGGCAAAGGGAAGAGGAUUAAGGUACUAUCCCAUCCUGGGCUCCCAUUAGUGGGAUUGAUGUUUUUGGCCACCCUCCCUUUUGGAGCAAGCAUCAAACAGAGUGUCCCCAGGGUCAAACUCAGCCACAGAGAACUGCUGCAAGCUGGCAGUGUAUCUCUGUUUUUGGGCCCCUCUGAGGGCCUCCACUCCCACUCGCUGCUGUUGGAUGAGGAGAGAGGCCGUCUUCUGUUGGGAGCCAGGGAUCACGUCUACCUGCUUGACCCCGACAAUCUGGUCACAGCCGCCAGAAAGAUUUACUGGCCUGCUCCCCGGGACAGAGUUGAAAUGUGCAAACUGGCGGGCAAAAAAGCAAACUUGGAGUGUGCUAACUUUGUCAGGGUGCUCCACAACUACAACCGAACACACGUCUACGCCUGCGGGACAGGAGCCUUCCACCCCAACUGCGCUUUCAUUGAAAUCACCGGCCGCAGAGAGGAUGGCGUGUUCCAGCUGCUGUCUGGUACGGUGGAGUCUGGCAGGUUGAAAUGUCCUUUUGAUCCGUUGCAGCCGUUCACCUCAGUGCUCACAGAUCAGUACCUGUACGCCGGCACAUCUUCAGACUUCCUGGGCAAAGACACAACGUUCACACGCUCCCUUGGCCCUCCACCUGACCAGCACUACAUCCGCACAGACAUCUCUGAAGACUACUGGAUCAAUGAGGCCAGGUUUAUAUCUGCUCAUCCCAUCGCAGACACCUACAACCCAGAUGAUGAUAAGAUAUACUUUUUCUUCCGGGAGGUAUCGUGGGAAGGCAACGACAAGAGCAUCCUGUCCCGAGUGGCUCGUGUGUGCAAGAAUGAUGUGGGUGGGCUGAGGAGUUUGACCAAUAAAUGGACCACCUUCCUCAAAGCCAGGCUUGUGUGUUCUGUCCCUGGACCGGACGGAGUGGACACACACUUUGAUGAGCUCCAGGACAUCUUUCUGCUCCCGACCAGAGAUGAUAAAAACCCCGUAGUGUAUGCCGUCUUCACCACCUCCAGCUCCAUUUUCCGUGGCUCAGCAGUGUGUGUGUACAGCAUGGCAGACAUCAGGGCCGUGUUUAACGGACCUUACGCUCACAAGGAGGGGCCCGACCACCGAUGGGUAGAAUAUGAAGGGAGGAUACCGUAUCCACGUCCCGGGACGUGUCCCAGCAAGACAUAUGAUCCAAGGAUCAAGACCACCAAAGACUUUCCAGACGAGGUCGUCAGUUUCAUCCGAUUCCACCCUCUGAUGUAUCGCUCUGUCUACCCUCUGACCAGCCGGCCUGUGUUCACACGUGUCCGCGUGGACUACACCUUGACCCAGAUUGUGGUGGACAGGGUUUUAGCAGAGGAUGGACAAUAUGAGGUCAUGUUCCUGGGAACAGACGCUGGCUCAGUUCUGAAGGUGGUGAGCAUCACUCAAGAGAACUGGUCAACAGAGGAAGUGGUGCUUGAAGAACUUCAAGUUUUCCAGGUUCCCACUGCCAUCCUCAGUAUGGAGCUGUCUUCUAAACAGCAACAGCUCUACGUGGGUUCAAGCGAGGGGCUAGCACAGGUUUCCCUCAGCAGAUGUCACCUGUAUGGCCAAGCCUGUGCUGAAUGCUGUCUGGCACGAGACCCCUACUGCGCCUGGGAUGGACACACAUGCUCACGAUACGUCCCUGCGUCUAAGAGGCGAGCCAGGAGACAGGACAUCAAGCAUGGAGACCCUGCCAGUCAGUGCUGGGACACAGAGGACAGUCUUGGUGGGGGACGGGUGGAGGAGAGGGUGCUCUUUGGGGUGCAAAGCAACUCCACCUUCCUGGAGUGUACCCCCAAAUCUCAACAGGCCCAGAUCAGGUGGUUCAAACAGAGACCUGGAUCUGAACGCAGGGAGGAGGUCAGGUUGGAUGAUCGUGUUGUUCACACUGACCGAGGUCUCCUGAUUCGCUCCCUCCACGCCUCUGAUGCUGGCGUGUAUGUCUGCGUAGCUCAAGAGCACACACACUUCACCCACACCCUCCUCCGUCUCACACUGCAACUUGUUACACACGGCCAACUGGACGGGAAGCCCAAGCCCAGCGAAGACCCCGCAGUGGAGCUACGACACAGCGGAGAGUCUCGUCAGCGGUAUAAAGACUACCUGAGAGUGAUGAGCUCUCCUUUCGGCUCUCUGGAGGAGUACUGCGAUUCACUUUGGCUGGAGAAGAGGCCGUCGAGGGCUCGAGGACGAGGCUUAGGCGGCGGCAAAUGGAAACACAUCCAGGAAAUGAAGAAGAGCAGGAACAGGAGACACCACAGAGAAAGGGAGGAAGAGAGGGGGGGAGGAAGGGUGGUGAGGACAGCACAACCGUGAGGGGUGAGGUUAAAAAACCCCCCCCAAAAAAAACAGUCAAGAUGAGCUGAGUAUAUUCACCUACUGGGUGACGAAGCAGAUAUGACACAGAACUGUACAAUUGCAAUGACAGAUCAGUUCAUGAGUAAGCAGUCUAACUCAGAGCUAAUGGGGAAUAAAAGACUGAGUUCAGAAUGAAUAUAUUAAUUUCAACAAGCAAUUCAAAGCAGCGUGGGUUUGACAGUAUGUAAUUUCUUCAUGUGCCAACUGUGCAAGAAAAUUUUCAUCUUCGUUUUUUCUCGAAUUCUAAAAGGAAAUCACUUCAAACGUUUAGGAUACAACUAAAAUGAUUAGUUUCUCCUGUUUGCAGAUAACCGGUUUCAGAGAAAAUACCAGAGACUACAUUACUGACGUGCAGGUGAAGUGACCACGGUGAAGGAUUACAACAUCUCCAAAGCACAGAUAAAACUGACGGUUAAUAGAGGUGAUCAAGGAAAAUAUAUACAGUAGUAAUAAUAAAAAAAACAAAAAAAACAAAUAGAAAUAGAAAGUUUGCUCAUGGCGAUGACAAUGCAUUCAUGUUGAAUGACUGUAAAUAUUUAUAUAACGUGUACAGGAGAUACGGCAUGCUAAACAUAGUCUAAUUACUGACCUGUAUAACUCUAAUGAUAAUCAUGUAUUGGGUUUUUUCCUGCAAAAAAAAAAUAACGUAUUUUUGUACAAACAUUUAACAUAUCUUCUGUAGGUUCAAUAGGUGUUUUCAUUAUUGUUGUG